UGAAUCUCUACGUUUUCUCUCUCAUCAUUGUCACGAGACGUUCAUCACGCGCACACAAAUCGUUGUGCAAAUUGAUUCUCUCUCCGGAAUUGGUGGAUUUGGAUUGAAAUCUCACUUUUAGGCAGAAAUGAAACUGGGUCUCGUUGUAUACAGAGAUUCAAUUUGUAAUCAGCCGUGAAGUGCUCGGAUCCAACUGGUGGUUACUUCACUUGUGUCGGCAUCUGGCUUUAAUAUAGGAUUUGGAAGGAUUGAUGUCACCUGACUACCAGAAUAUGGGACCUAAAUGAAGGAAUUAUGUUAGUAAAUGGAGCUGCUAUUUGAAUAUGGAGCUAAGAAGGUCGUUUUGAAAUAAGCAGUGAUAAAUUGGUAAUGUGAUUCAUUUAUAGAUGGAUACAGAAGAGACACGAGAUGAAUUAGGGACUUCAGAGCAUGGGCCUUCUAGUAAUACAUGGUGGCCUUCAGAGUUCGUUGAUAAAUUUGGGUCUGUUUCGUUGGACUCAAAGAAAGAAACUCUAAAUCAUAGAAGAUCUAUGAGCAGCAGUACAUAUGACAGGUUUCUAUCUCAAUCUCAAUCAGCAUCACAAAUCCUCUGGAGCACUGGAGUGCUUUCUGAACCUAUUCCAAAUGGUUUCUACUCAGUCAUUCAUGAUAAGAGGCUCAAGGACCUUUUUGAUGAUAUUCCCACCUUGGAGGAGCUUCAUGAUUUGGAGCUUGAGGGUGUGAAAGCCGAUAUAAUACUUGUUGAUGCCCAAAAAGAUAAGAAGCUUUCCAUGCUAAAGCAACUCAUUGCCACACUAGUGAAAGGUUUGAACUCAAAUCCUGCGGCAAUUAUCAAAAAGAUUGCUGGAUUGGUCUCAGAUUUCUAUAAGCGGCCACAGUUUGAUAGCCCAAUUAAAGCUACAGUCGAGGAUGUUUCUCAUGUUCCUGGCAGUCGAGGUGCUCAGUUGCUGGGGCAUAUUAAAAAUGGUUCAUGCCGUCCUCGAGCAAUACUGUUUAAAGUCCUUGCUGAUACUGUAGGUUUCGAAAGUAGACUGGUAGUGGGGUUACCUAAUGAAGGAGUUGGUGAGUGUGUUGAUUCAUAUAAGCAUAUGUCUGUAGUAGUUGUUUUGAAUUCUGUAGAACUACUGGUUGAUCUUAUGCGAUUUCCGGGUCAACUCAUACCCCGAUCAACGAAGGCGAUUUUUAUGACCCAUAUUUCUGGAGCGGGAGAAAGUGAUUCUGCUGAAAAUGACUCAUGUGAUUCACCGUUAGAACCAAACAGCCCUUUAUAUGGUUUUUCAGAGAGGAUGGACAAUGAGAGUUCUGAGAAAGAUGACAAUCUACUUUACCAGAGGAGACUGGAGUCAUCUUUGAAUGCGCCUGGACCUUCAUUGAGGAAUAAAAUGAUGCGUUCUUCAUCUUCCAUUGAUGGAAAAUGGAGUUUAUCUCAUAGUGAACCAGAUAUUGCUGCUACGUUUUGGCGAAGAAGCCGGAGGAAGGUGAUUAGUGAACCAAGGACUGCAAGUUCAAGUCCAGAGCAUCCUUCCUUUCGAGCUCGCGGCCGGUCUAUGCUUAGUGGUGAUAGGAGAUCAUUUAGAGACUAUCCCGAUGACGUUGGUCCUUCAAGGUCAGAAGGCACAUCAACAUCCGAACAUCGUAGAAAUCGAAGAAGAAGUAUUAGUAUUACUCCAGAAAUCGGUGAUGACAUCGUAAGGGCUGUACGAGCAAUGAAUGAAACAUUAAAGCAGAAUCGAUUAUCGAGAGAACAGGUGGAUAGUAGGUUGCAGAGUGCAGACGUCAAGAAAGAUGAGUCUGAUUUUCGCACCGAACAGCAUGAUGGAAGAUCUUUAUAUUCUCUUCAGAGGGAGCAUGUGACUUCUCAAAAGGCAAUGUCAUUACCUUCAUCUCCUCAUGAAUUCAGACAUCCAGCUUCUGGUAGACCUGGUAUUUCAGAUGGGAUGGUUCCUGAUGAAACAGUCUCAACAUGGAACAAAAUUCUGGAUUCACCCAUGUUCCAAAAUAAGCCUCUCCUGCCUUAUCAAGAAUGGAACAUUGACUUCUCAGAACUUACUGUUGGCACUCGAGUCGGAAUUGGAUUCUUUGGGGAAGUUUUUCGUGGCAUUUGGAACGGGACAGAGGUAGCAAUAAAAGUUUUUCUGGAACAAGAUCUAACCGCUGAGAACAUGGAAGAUUUCUGCAAUGAAAUAUCCAUCCUCAGUCGCCUCCGACAUCCAAAUGUUAUACUGUUUCUUGGUGCCUGCACAAGGCCUCCACGCUUAUCGAUGAUUACCGAGUAUAUGGAGAUGGGAUCAUUGUAUUACUUGAUCCACUUAAGUGGUCAGAAGAAGAAACUCAGCUGGCGAAGAAGACUAAAAAUGCUUCGUGAUAUCUGCAGGGGGUUGAUGUGUAUUCACCGGAUGAAGAUAGCUCAUCGUGAUAUAAAAAGUGCAAACUGUCUCGUGAAUAAGCAUUGGACCAUAAAGAUAUGUGAUUUCGGGCUGUCGAGAAUGAUGACAGAAUCGCCUAUGAAAGAUACUUCAUCCGCAGGAACCCCUGAAUGGAUGGCUCCAGAACUUAUCCGAAACGAACCUUUUACUGAGAAAUGUGAUAUUUUCAGCCUUGGAGUCAUAAUGUGGGAGUUGUGCACUCUGAAUAGGCCAUGGGAAGGUUUGCCACCUGAGCGGGUCGUGUAUUCUGUUGCAAAUGAAGGUUCACGGUUGGAGAUCCCCGAAGGCCCACUCGGCAGGCUAAUUGCUGAUUGCUGGGCAGAACCGCACGAGCGACCAAGCUGCGAGGACAUCCUGACUCGCUUACUGGACUGCGAAUACUCCCUUUGUUGAUCACCAUAACUACUACUUCUAUUCUAUAAUAUAAUAGAUUGGAAAACUGAACAAAAAGACUUAGUAGAGGUGCUACAAUAUGUUUUUCGGCUCAACUUUCUGACUUGUGUAUAAAAUCCAGUUAUUACUAUUAGAACUGGCUACAACAAAUCCCAUUAUUCAAAGACAUCCCGCUCAUUUUGUGAAA
Molecule: messenger RNA, 3006 nt
Organism: Cynara cardunculus var. scolymus (artichoke)
Lineage: Eukaryota; Viridiplantae; Streptophyta; Magnoliopsida; Asterales; Asteraceae
Product: serine/threonine-protein kinase EDR1-like
Exons: 17
Coding region: 387-2819 (810 amino acids)
Biological process (GO): protein phosphorylation
Molecular function (GO): ATP binding; protein kinase activity
Source: RefSeq, a predicted model, not a curated record